Molecule: messenger RNA, 716 nt
Organism: Salvelinus sp. IW2-2015
Lineage: Eukaryota; Metazoa; Chordata; Actinopteri; Salmoniformes; Salmonidae
Product: neurobeachin-like
Source: RefSeq, a predicted model, not a curated record
GAACAGGGUUGGAGUCUUGGAGAGACUUGCUGAAUUGUCUUUCUAUCUUAUCUUUUUAAGGUUGAUGAGAAGCUGCUUCCAGCGCUGGCUGCCACAGACCCUCUGGUCCUUCCCAGCCCGGACCAGCCCCUCUCCUCGGGCCCCGUCCACUCCUCCACCUGCCCCAGCGAUGACCUGAGUCUUCUGGCCCACAUGACCUCAUGCGGGGGCUCAGACCUGAGCCAAGCCCAUGGAGGGCUCCCCGAAGACGGGCCCUUCAAUAUCCAGAGCCCCCUGGCUGACAUCAGCUCCAUCGCCCAGAGAGAGAGCCAGGCAGCUGAGAUCCAGGCCCAGGGCUACCCAGAGGUAGAGGUCCCGUCUGGGGCAGAUGGAGAGGCGGCGGGGGGUAAGGCUGGAGGUGACACAGCUAGCACCACAUCUGAAACAGAAAGGUCUGAUGAUGGGAAGGACAAAGAGAUGGAGAAGAUACAGACCACGGCUACUACUCAGGCGCUCCGUGGUCGUCCGGCAGCCCAGUCGGAGCGUGACCUGCGUGUGGACCUGGGCUUCAGAGGGAUGAUGACAGAACCCAUGACGGAGGAGCAGCGACGCCAGUUCAGUCCCGGGCCUCGCACCACCAUGUUCCGUAUCCCAGAGUUCAAGUGGUCGCCCAUGCAUCAGCGCCUCCUCACAGACCUGCUGGUCGCCCUGGAGACCGACGUGCACAUGUGGAGGAG